Molecule: messenger RNA, 2008 nt
Organism: Lytechinus variegatus (green sea urchin)
Lineage: Eukaryota; Metazoa; Echinodermata; Echinoidea; Temnopleuroida; Toxopneustidae
Product: GTP-binding protein Rit1-like
Exons: 5
Coding region: 595-1299 (234 amino acids)
Biological process (GO): Ras protein signal transduction
Cellular component (GO): plasma membrane
Molecular function (GO): GTPase activity; GTP binding; GDP binding
Source: RefSeq, a predicted model, not a curated record
GCUAACAAGUUGGGGAUACGAGAAGUGGUCCUCGCCAAGUGAAGUUUGGGGUAUUUCUCCAGGUCAGUUACCAGUACAGGUGCAGAACUUGUUGGUGCACUCAGCAAUUGGCUAUGUAGCUACUCGUCAUAUAAAGUGAAGCAAAAUUAAUCAUCUGUGUGGGAAUAAUAAAACUUUUUUUCGGUGGAACCCGUCUAAUUUAGAAUCGACUCACAGGGCAUUAAUUACGCCGCAGCCAGCCGCGUGGAGGAUCAUCAGUUAGUGGUGGAUCGUCGAGCUGCGGAGCUCCGGAGUCCGGGUACAGUACUCAGCUCUGCAAGUGUUCGUAAACCAAACGGCCUCAGUCUGUCAUGGUCUGAGGUUAGCCUUGUGCAAAUCUGUCAACAAAACUGGGUUUUGGCCAUCUUGCUUUAGCAUCUUGUACCAACUAUCACGCCCAGUUUAGCACAUGUUGUGCUCAGCAAAUUUCACACUGUGUUUAUUGAAUGACUUGUGAACUUGUUUACUGUACGAGCUGAGUGAGACUGAGAGAAUACAAAAUCAUACGGCAGCUAACUUUUUUUACACUCGACAUUCAAAGACUUUUUGUAGCAGAUGGGCAUGGAGGAAACUAAUACUGCUUCUUCUUCUACUGCUAAUGCUACAUCUACUCCUGCCAGUAAUAACACCAAAGCAAAGAUGAAGGUCUAUAAGAUUGUAUUACUUGGACAGGGAGGUGUAGGGAAAAGUGCUUUGACACUUCAGUUUGUGACACACAGCUUCCUAGAGUACCACGAUCCUACGAUAGAGGAUGCGUAUCUUCAGCAAGCUGUCAUCGAUGGUGAAGUAGGUCAGCUGGACAUCCUAGAUACAGCUGGACAGGCCGAGUUCACAGCAAUGCGUGAUCAGUACAUGAGGAGGGGUGAGGGAUUCAUCAUCUGUUAUUCUAUUACAGAUAGGAGGAGCUUCCAGGAGGCUGCAGAGUUUAAGAAAGACAUUGAAAGAGUCAGAAACAGAGAGGAUAUACCUAUUGUCCUCGUCGGAAACAAGUAUGACCUUGAGCAAUAUCGAGUGGUUCAACCUGAAGAAGGCCAUGCCUUGGCUCGGGAGUUCAACUGUCCUUUCUUUGAGACUUCGGCAGCUCUGAGGCACUUUGUGGACGAUGUCUUCCACACUCUUGUCAGGGAAAUCAGGAAGAAGGAACGGGCGGAGAUCCAGGCACUGGAGAAGCGGUCAAAGAGAAAGAGCCGGGGCAUGAGUCUGCACAAGAUUGCCAGGAGAGUGUUCAAGAAGCAACAGAGCGGGUCGUCAUCGUCGUGAGCCAAUAACUGACAGAGUAAAUUAAUAGGAGAUCAGAGACUCCCCUCCGCCUAGCACGCUCUAUCUCUCAAUCUCUCUCCCUGUAUUAUGUGUGUGACUCAAAGCUAGGGAGUGGCAGCCUGUGAUGCAUCUGUGGUUUGUGUGUCACCCCAAGUAAAUCAUUGAACGGCUUCGUUGUCAUCGUGCGAGAGAUGCGGCGCCCCCCAUGAGGGAAGCACAUCAUCAGAGACCUUGUGAAAGGACAGAACCCCUGUGAAGUCUGCCAUCCUGGAUAAUUAACCAGAGUAUAUUAAUGGUGUUACAAAGAGGCUCCACAAACGCAAUCCUCAAGCCCCUUACCAUGGCCGUCUACUGUGUGUCACUGAAAUGGCAAGGAACUUGACACCUGUUGAACAGAUGGAAAUGUUAAGUGAAAAACAAAAGGUCAAAAGGUUGCCUAACUAAAUACAUGAAAGUGAAGAGAGAAACAAAAACAAUGACAAAAAUAUAUGCUGCCCAGCUAUCUCCAAAGUUACAGACUCUUGAAAAUAUUGGGAAAAGAGCCAGAAUUUUUGAAGGUUGAUGGGACUUUCAGUUUCAGAUGAAAAUGCUGCAACAUGUUUAGUAUGAAAAGAAUUCCCUCAGAGACUGCUCGAGGAAGUGAAUGCCUGUGGGGAUGUAUAUUCUAAAGAAUGGGUUCGUCAGAACAUUUAAAGACAUUUUGAUAUUG